AUGAGCUACAAAUUGACUACACAGUUCAAAUCAUCCCUUCUCUCUAAACAUUGGUUUGGCUUCGACCUCGAUGACACUCUCCACGAAUUCCGCAAAGCGUCUCACCACGCCUCUCAAAGCGUGUUCGAAGCCAUCAACACAAGUGAAGGAAUCAGCAUCGACACCUUGAGAAUGACAUACCAGGACAUACUACGCACGUCAACCGCCAAUGCAUUCACAGAUGGACGAACUUCAAAAGAGUACCGCCGUGAACGAUUUACUCGGCUUCUGCAGGCACAUGGAGCGAUGAAUGAUUCCAAUGUCUCUCCUUCAAACGGCUCUGGUAGCCCUGAAGCUGAUACAGGCAAGAUCCAGAACAAGGUCGAACUAUUGCUGGAUGUCUACCAGUCAUCCCUGCAGUCUCAUUUAACUCUGAAACUUGGCGUUGCGGAUCUGUUCCGUGCUUUGCAAGAGCUGGGCAAAAAUAUCAUUAUUGUUACCGAAGGUCCUGCUGAUGCACAGAAGUGGACGGUCGAGAUGCUUGGGUUGGAGCAUUAUGUUGACAUUCUGAUUACUACGAAUGAAUUGGGAAAGUCGAAGGUUGAUGGGCUUUUUGGGGCUGUUUUGGACAAGUAUGGGAUUGAUGCGGGGGAUAUUGUUUAUUUUGGGGAUAAUGAGGUACGUGAUGUACAGGCUGCAAGAGAGAGUGGGGUUUUGUCAAUCCUCUAUGAUGAGAGAAGAGAUAGGGCAUUGGAUGAUCUCGAUAACUUGAGGAUUGAUUCUUGGGUUAUCUUGCGGAAAACACUACUUGGUGCCGGAAUAGAAUAA
Penicillium verhagenii is the source of this 807-nucleotide messenger RNA. Its product is annotated as HAD family hydrolase. Lineage: Eukaryota; Fungi; Ascomycota; Eurotiomycetes; Eurotiales; Aspergillaceae. The transcript has a single exon. The coding region runs from base 1 to 807 and encodes 268 amino acids. The record is from RefSeq and is a predicted model, not a curated record.